UAUAAUGAUUUGAUAUAAUAUAUUAAUAACAGCCUAACAUUAUGAUAGUGGUGAAUAAAUUACGCGCAUGUGCAGAAUGCAUAAAGUGCAUUCCUGUGUUUAGACGCUUCUGACUUAACUAGUUAUUAACUUAACCAUCUUUUAAGACCGUGAUUAUUACUUUCAUAUUAUCUAUUAUUUUCAAUCAAUUUAUUAUUAUUAUUAUUGUUAUCUUGCAAUCAUUAAAUAUCAAGGUUUUGAAUUUUUUUGUAACUCACCUUAACAAUUAACUUCCGUUAUUUCAAUUUUUACCAAUUGAAUGUGUAAUUUAAAAGCAAAAUGAAUAUUCCCGUCGAAUUGCCUGUAGUUUAUACGACCCAAAUUUUGAUUCCUGGAUUUAUUUUAAAAAUCCGUUUGGAAACUCUAAAAAAUUCAGAUUUAUUGAAUUAUCUAUACCAGGAUCUAAAAAAUACAGAGUCAACACAUAUGAUAGGAAUUAUUCCAUUAAUAGAUAUCGGAAAAGUAGAUAAUGUAAUUGGUACUGUAGGUUUGAUUCAAAGUGUUAUCCAAAUUGGUUCAGUUUCUGAAGAAUUUUUUUUACUUGUACAAGGAAUAUGUCGUUUUCUAUUAAAUGAGACUAUUUCUGUUGAACCAUUAAAAAUUGUUAAAAUAACACCUAUUGACAAUUUUAAAAUUCUAAGUGGUGAUGAAAACGAAAAAACAGAACUCAAAGUUGAAUUUGAAAAAACAUUAUCUAAUUUAAUAACAUACUCUGAGCCAGGCAUAAUAAACCCAUUAAUAAAUAAAAAUUUUCAGAAAUUUUUAAAACAAUUUCCCUUACAUUUAAUUAUAGAAUAUUUUUUAAAGAAUAUUAUUCAAAUAACCCCAUCUGAUGCCUAUGAGAUUCUUAGAGCUACAAGUUUAAAUGCCUUGGUGAAAUUUGUUAUAAAUUGGAUGAAACAAAAAACUAUUAAGGAAAACAAUUCUUCAACAUUUGAUAAAACUGGUCUACUUUCUUUACCAUCAGCAGUUAUAAUUGGUUCUAAUACGGAUAAGAAGAAAAUACUUAAAAAACACCUAUCACCUGAAUUAGAAGAAAUAUACACGGCAAUCAAAAACUCUAAUAUGCCAGCACCAGUGUAUGAUGUAAUUAUAAAAGAUUUUAAUAGACUCUUAAAAAUGAAUAGUUUCCAAAGUGAUUAUUCUGUCUAUUUAAACUAUGUUAACUAUGUUGUUAAUUUGCCGUGGAAUAAGAGUACAAAAGAAACUUUAGAUCUAGAAAAAGCCAGAAAUGUAUUACAAUUGGAACAUUAUGGUAUGGAUGAGGUCAAAAAGAGAAUAAUACAAUUUAUUGCUGUUAAAAUAUUAAACCCAGAACGGCGAGGACCUAUACUUUGUUUGAUUGGACCACCUGGUGUAGGAAAAACAACUAUUGCUAAAGCCAUUGGUGAUUCAUUAAACCGCACUUUUAAAAGGAUAUCGUUAGGAGGUAUAAAUAACUUCUCAGAUAUUAAAGGACAUAGGAAAACAUAUAUAGGAGCUAUGCCUGGUCGUAUUAUUCAAGCUAUCAGCCAAGCACAAACAAAUAAUCCUAUUAUUUUAUUGGACGAAAUUGAUAAGAUGUAUAAAGGCCCAAAUGGUGAUCCUGCUGCUGCAUUAUUAGAAGUACUAGAUCCUGAACAAAAUAACUCAUUUGUUGAUUCAUAUGUCAAUGUACCGUUUGAUAUCAGUCAAGUUAUGUUUAUCUCAACAGCCAAUCAUGUUGCUGGUAUACCACAAACAUUGCGUGAUCGUUUGGAGAUAAUUUAUUUAGAAGGAUAUACUGUUGAAGAAAAAAUGAAAAUUGCAGAAAAUUAUUUGAUUCCAAAAUUACUUAAAGACCUUAAGAUGAAUGAAUUACAUAUAACUAUUUGUAAAAACACUAUAAAUAAUAUUAUAAGAAAAUAUACUUGUGAAGCUGGUGUACGUGAACUGCAGCGUAAACUUGAAGCAAUUUGUCAUUAUAUCGCUGUAGAAAUAGUUGAAAAUUCUGAUAAAGAAUCAAAGAAUUAUGUUAUCACGCCAGAAUCCUUAAUAAAUAUUCUUGGUAACGAAAUAUACAAUAUAAACAAUGUCCUGGUUGAAAAAAGUUCUGAACGAGUAGGUAUUGCAAUUGGAUUAUCAUGGUCUCCAACGGGUGGUCUUAUUCAAGUAAUUGAAGCAUCUAAAAUCCAUUUUCAUAAAAAUAAUUCUCAAUUAGUAUUAACUGGUCUAGUUGGUCAAACACUGAGAGAAUCUGUUGCAAUAGCACUUAACUGGAUACAAUCAUUUGCUAAAAAAAAUGAAUUAGACAUAAAUAAUUGUUGCAUUCAUGUUCACCUACCAUAUGGAGGACUUAAAAAAGAUGGACCAUCUGCAGGCAUUACUAUUGUUUGUGCUAUAGUUUCUCUUCUCUGGGAAAUACCUCUGAAACCAAUGAUUGCUAUGACUGGAGAAAUAUCACUAAAAGGAGACAUAUUACCUGUUGGUGGUGUUAAAGAUAAAAUAUUAGCAGCAUACAAUGCCAAUUUAAGAACCAUCAUUAUACCUGAAUUUAACAUGAAAGAUGUCAAUAGCUUACCUGAAAAUAUUAGAGAGGAUUUAAAUAUUAUUCCUGUCAAUCACUUGAAGGAAGUAUUAGAUGUGGUUAUUCCAGGUGGUUUAGCCUUCCUACAAAAUCCAACAGUAAAUUUAGUGCCUAGAUCUAAAAUCUAGUUAACAGAUGCAUUCAGAAUGAGAAGUAUUAAUUUACUUUUGAUCACUUAUGUAAUUUUUAGUUUUUGUUAAAUAUUUUUAUGCAAAUUAUGUGGUUAAUUAAUAUUAUAUUCAUUAUUAAUAAUAUUAAUAUAAAGGAAUAGAAUGUGACGUCCAAUACAAUUGUGUAUCUGUAUUAUAAGUAUAAUUUGCUUAAUUGUUUAGUAAGUUAUUAAAUUUACCAAUUAUUUUAAGA
Messenger RNA from Sipha flava (yellow sugarcane aphid), 2947 nucleotides. Its product is annotated as lon protease homolog 2, peroxisomal-like. Gene Ontology annotation, molecular function: ATP hydrolysis activity; serine-type endopeptidase activity; ATP-dependent peptidase activity. Gene Ontology annotation, biological process: protein targeting to peroxisome; protein processing; protein catabolic process. NCBI's taxonomy places the organism in Eukaryota, Metazoa, Arthropoda, Insecta, Hemiptera, Aphididae. The transcript is spliced from 16 exons. The record is from RefSeq and is a predicted model, not a curated record. The coding region runs from base 319 to 2712 and encodes 797 amino acids. Gene Ontology annotation, cellular component: peroxisomal matrix.